AUGAAAGAAAAUGCACAAGAAGAUACAGUAGUUUACAUCUCUGGUGCUUUACUCAUAAUCAACGAUGGUCCCGAGGUUAUUGACGGUCUGGUGAUGAUGGUGGAAGCGACUACCGUAGAAAGCCUCGGAAUACUGGCAGAUGACAUGCAACCUUCCAAUGGUCGUCUAGCAACAGCCCAUUUCGUAGGUCAAGUCACAACUGCAACCGGAACCAGUGGUCGAGAAUUUGGUCUCAACGUUGGGGCUUAUAGUGCCAAGGACAAAACUCUACUUCGAUUUGAAGUGCAUUUGCACUUUGACGACUCUAACCAUCGCUUCGAUAAAUUCAGAAUUCCACGACCGGGUUCCAAUAUUGAUGUGCAAGCUAAAUGGAAAUCCGACUCCGUGAAUCGUACACAUUGGGUCAUCGAAAACAUCUCAUAUGUGGGACCAGUAUCUACCAUGGAUGGAACUGGGGAUACAGGCUCAUCAUCCUCGCCCAACAAAUGCAAACGUCUGUUUGGUUCCAUGAAACCCACUCAGUCCACUGCCAUGGCGGAUAAUGAUCACACUACACAUCCCUCCCAAUCAACCACCACCGAAUUUACUUCUCCCGAGGCCAGUCCCAGUCAAGAACGCGGACCAACCACUUCGAUGGAAAUAGCAGAGAAGACAGAAAAUGGAAAGUGGAAAGGAAAAGGAAAAGCGGGCCCUCCCAAAAACAAUUGA
Cantharellus anzutake is the source of this 708-nucleotide messenger RNA. RefSeq lists its product as uncharacterized. The transcript has 2 exons. The record is from RefSeq and is a predicted model, not a curated record. NCBI's taxonomy places the organism in Eukaryota, Fungi, Basidiomycota, Agaricomycetes, Cantharellales, Hydnaceae. The coding region runs from base 1 to 708 and encodes 235 amino acids.